This is a messenger RNA of Silurus meridionalis, 2899 nucleotides long. It is a transcript of the gene prdm14, whose product is annotated as PR domain containing 14. The transcript has 8 exons. NCBI's taxonomy places the organism in Eukaryota, Metazoa, Chordata, Actinopteri, Siluriformes, Siluridae. Bases 1 to 1611 code for a protein of 536 amino acids. Gene Ontology annotation, cellular component: nucleus. Gene Ontology annotation, biological process: regulation of transcription by RNA polymerase II. The record is from RefSeq and is a predicted model, not a curated record. Gene Ontology annotation, molecular function: protein binding; RNA polymerase II transcription regulatory region sequence-specific DNA binding.
AUGGCCACCUCCGGUUCUUGCAUGAACCUGUUAAGGAGAAACCCCACUUUCCAGCCUCUUCAUCCUCUUCAUCCUGCUCUGCAUCCUCCUCUCCAUCCUCCUCUGCACCCCCUGGGCUCAGACACACAUUCUUUCCUGAGUCAGCAGUCUUCCAUUCUCCAUGAGCAAAUAUUCAACCUUCCGUAUUUUAACAUAAUCCAACCGAAUCACACACACAGACCUCAGCACACCCCGGGGUCUCUGUCCGGCUUCAGCAGCCCCGCUUCAUCAUCCUCUACCUCAUCAUCUCCACACAAAGACGCCUUCAUGCACCCACAGAUGAUAGAGGAACCGAAGCGCACUUACAGUUUCACCCAGGAAGAUUUGUUCAAGGUGCUCUAUGGAUACAGUAAAGACCACCAGAAGGGGGUCGGACACGCCAUUUCAGGACUACUGCUACCCAAUGAACCAGUUUCAGACCUCCUGCCUGCCAAAAUCGACUCAGAAAGUCUCGAGCUGCCUGAAGGUCUGUGUGUGCUCAGGUGCUCGUGCGCCGGUGUUCCCCACUGUGGGGUUUUUGCCGCGCGCAACGCAAUACCUAAAGGCACGCACUUCGGGCCAUACCGGGGAAAAGCGGUGAACACGAGCGAGAUCAAAACAACACACGACAACACACUUAUGUGGGAGAUCUUUGAGAAGGGCCGACUGAGUCACUUCGUGGACGGCGGUGGCGCGCGCGGAAGCUGGAUGUCGCUGGUGCAGUGCGCGCGCUUCCCCGAGGAGCAGAACGUCGUGGCGGUGCAGCGCGCGGGCCGCAUUUACUACGAGACGUGCCGAGAGGUGCGCCCCCUGCAGGAGCUGCUCGUGUGGUACGGAGACACCUACACCCUGUACAUGGGCAUCCCCAUGUCCCUCAGAGAAGAGGAGCAGGAAGUUGAAGAGCAAGAAGGAGACUCAGCUGAGGGCUAUAAAUGUGAUCGAUGUGGAAAGGUCUUCGCUUACCGAUACUACAGAGAUAAGCACCUGAAGUACACUCGGUGUGUGGAUCAGGGAGAUCGGAAGUUCCCUUGUCAACUCUGUAACAGAUCUUUUGAGAAGAGAGACCGACUGCGCAUACACAUCCUGCACGUUCAUGAGAAACACCGACCACAUAAGUGUUCAGUGUGCGGCAAAAGUUUUUCUCAGUCCUCGAGCCUCAACAAGCACAUGCGCGUGCACUCCGGAGAGCGACCUUACAAAUGCGUCUACUGCAACAAGGCGUUCACUGCCUCCAGCAUCCUCCGCACACACAUCAGACAGCACUCGGGUGAAAGGCCGUUUAAGUGCAAACACUGCGGGAAAGCCUUCGCCUCUCAUGCAGCCCACGACAGCCACGUACGCCGGAGUCACGCCAAAGACAAACCGGUGUCGUGUGAUCUCUGUGACAGAACGUUUGAUCAGGCAGAGGAGCUUAAAGAGCACAUGAAGAUCCACAACAAUCGCCCACUCAUUCAGUCCUCGGCUCUUCCUCCCUCGCCUGGAAAACACACGGUGGAUCAGAACGGCCCCUUAAGCAAGGAAUGUACUCGGGACAUCACUGCGAGUUUCCCACCUUUUUCAGGAAUCACAUCCAAUUACAGACCAUGGAAUUAACUCACAAAUCGUUGUGAAUCCCUCCCAAACUGCGCACUCAGAUAAAAUACAGCAUAGCUGUAAUCCACGACACAGGUCUUAGUACACAAGCCUAGCUUAGCAUCAGGAGUAGUAGGCUAGGCUAUGUCACAGUGUACUUGGAUUUUCAGGAAUAUUCUGAACAACAAUAACUUCUAGGUCAUUCAGGCAUUCCCUGAAUAGAGCUGAACAGUGAGGGAUUGGCUUCUUGGUAACAAAGCUUAGAUAUUGGCUCCCAAGUACACUUUUUUAGUAUUAUGAGGUACCAAUCAAAAAUGUAUCGCACAUAUACCCUGGAUAAGACAAUUCACUGUGGCACCAUGAUGAUACAUACUGUAGCUAAUGGAAACAAUUGCUUCUUGAGCCUGUGCUACUGUCUGUGUACAGUCUCACAUGUUCUUCAGCAAGGGUUUUAUCCGGGUUCUUCAGUUUUCUCCUACCUUCGAAAAAACACUUCGAAUUGAAUCUGCUAAAUGUGUGCGUAUAAGACCUUGUGGUAAAAUACUGACUUUCCACCUUCCUCUGCUUUGUGGUUACUCAAUGUUGACUGUGAUGUCAAACAAGUAAAUGAACUAUAUUUAUACACACAUUUAAAAAAGAAAACUGGAUAAAGGACUGCUAAUCUUUACAAUCUUGACCACUGGAGACAAUACACAAGAGUAACUCUUUCCACUGUAACAGACAUUCAUGACAGUCGUGUACUUCAAUGAGAGAAACUUCCAGAAGCGAAGCCUGUUCAGCUCUAUUAGUCUACUCUUAAUCAACUUUCAGGCUUUUUUAUUCCAUCCUCUACUAUUUAAUAAACAUGUAAGUAGCUUAUAUUUAACUUUAUAAUUUCCUUGCAUUUCUAUCGUGAUUCGAUGUGUCUUAAUUUAUUACAGUGUAUGUUUUUUAACUAGAAGUGGUGUUUUGUUUGUUUUUGGUUUGUUUCGACUUGCGGCAAAUUGUGAUGUUGCGCUGUAAAAUGAUUAUGGUUAUUAUUAGUUUUGAAAGCAUUGUUAAACUAAUCUUGUUUGUACUGCAAACGUAUUUUUUUGCUGAUUCUAUCGUUAUAAUGUAUAAGCUAAACAUGGCAUUGUUUCACUAUAAACACCAAAAAACAUACAGCAUGGAUCAUAAGUAACCUUGUUAAAUCAGUAAAGAAUUGUUUAAUAUAGUUCAUGUGCUGUUUUUAUUCGUCUGGAUCAACAGGAUGCAAUAUUUCACUGAAUCUGUUCGGAAGCUCAACUUGUUUAAUGGAAACUAUUAUUCAAAUUAAUAAAUGUUGAUA